AUGGGAAAUCGCAAUUCCGGAGGCCCUCCUUUCUACGCUCGAUCUAGAUCUAUCUCGAUGGAGCGUAUCAUAAUGAAAUUGAUUAAAUCAUCGUCAGUAAAAGGAUGUCACGGAUGUCUCACGGAUGUCGCUGUUGUACCAAAACUUUACGCGGGAUCCAACCAUCACCUUCUUCGAGGAAGAUUUCCUUUCACGCGGAGAGGAGAAAAAGCCGCGAAGUUCUCAAAGUGGAGUCCCAGAACUGUCUUCGACUGGGAGCCCUUAGCUUCGUUUGUCGCUUUUUGGGAAGAUACCGUCAUGGACAACGAUGAUGAAUAUGAACGGCUUGUACGACAUCUUCAAGACUGUACGAGGAAAGCGAAAACAAAAACCAAAACCAACAAGAGACGCCUGCCUCUGUAA
Molecule: messenger RNA, 402 nt
Organism: Necator americanus (New World hookworm)
Lineage: Eukaryota; Metazoa; Nematoda; Chromadorea; Rhabditida; Ancylostomatidae
Exons: 1
Coding region: 1-402 (133 amino acids)
Source: RefSeq, a predicted model, not a curated record